This is a messenger RNA of Fukomys damarensis (Damara mole-rat), 2670 nucleotides long. It is a transcript of the gene Lysmd1, whose product is annotated as LysM domain containing 1. The record is from RefSeq and is a predicted model, not a curated record. Lineage: Eukaryota; Metazoa; Chordata; Mammalia; Rodentia; Bathyergidae. The coding region runs from base 607 to 1290 and encodes 227 amino acids. The transcript has 3 exons.
UGAAGUCUUUUUCAAACAACUUGCGGCUCAGCUGGACCCUGGUUCUCGCAUCUUGGCGGAUUCGAGGCUUUGGGAGACAAGAACCUAGGUGUGGAGCCCAAGUUUGAGGGUGUGACCUGACUGAUGCGGGGAGAGCCCUUGAGGAUCUCAGACUGGAAAGUGUAAAUUCCCGCAGUUCUCAGGCGCUUCGUCUGCGGCAAUAGCCUACCUGGGGUGGGCCCGAUUUGUUCCUGACCCUAGCGGACGAACCCUGGGACGAGGCGGAGUCAGGAUAUGGGGGCACCCUGAGGCCCAGCUACCGGACUUGGGGAGAAACUGAAGAAAAGUGUUGGCGGAGGGUGCCCACGGUUCAAAGGUCAGAGAUCAGGGUAGCGAGGGGUCGAAGGUCAGAGGGGUACUCGGGGAGACAAAGACGGGGACCGAAUGCUCAGGAGACGGAUUUGUGAGUAAGGCGCUUGGAGGAGGGAGAAGCCGGGAGGACGUAGUGCGGGGGAAGCGGGAAGACUCUGGAAAGAAGAGAGCGGAAAGGAAUUCCCUGAGUAUAUCCAUUCCCUGAGUUCGGGCCGCGCCCGGCCUUCCUCAGUUGCAAGCCCAGCUGGUGAGGAGAUGGCUUCUCCCUCCAGACAGCCUCCCCUCGGGGGGUCAGGGCUGCUUCAGGGGAGCCGGGCUCGCUCUUAUGGAAGCCUGGUGCAGUCAGCCUGCUCCCCCGUGAGGGAAAGACGCCUGGAACAUCAGCUGACGCCCGGAGACACCCUGGCUGGACUGGCACUCAAAUACGGAGUGACGAUGGAACAGAUUAAGCGUGCAAACCGCCUUUAUACUAACGACUCCAUCUUCCUGAAGAAAACCCUCUACAUCCCCAUCCUGACAGAGCCCAGAGACCUCUUCAAUGGUUUGGAUUCUGAGGAAGAGAAAGAUGGAGAGGAAGAGGUGCACCCAAGUAAGGAUGAAGUGUGGCCACAGUCGGCCGAGAGCAGCACACAAGAGACGGGUUCAGAUCACGCCAAAGGUGACGUCCUCCCCACACCGGGCCAGGGCGCCCCUGGGCCCACCCACGACCUCUCCGCCUCCGAUUUCCUGAAGAAGCUUGACUCCCAGAUCAGCCUGUCGAAGAAGGUCGCUGCCCAGAAGCUGAGCGGAGGAGAAAGUGGGGCGUCCGGGGAGGACCUGCGUCUCCACCUGAGCUCACCACGGACGCAGCAACGAGCAGUCCUAGGUCCUGUGCCGCUGACCCGGACCUCUCGGACUCGGACACUUCGGGACCAGGAGGAUGAAAUCUUCAAACUCUGACGUCCCCUGAAGUGACUGAGAGAAGCAGGAUCUGGAAGCAACAGCUUGAGGGAGAGAGGAGCCUGAGGUGAGGCUCAAGAACGUGGCUUCCCAGCCUGCCUCCCUCUACUCGGCCAUGUCCCUCAGCCUCCUGUCCAUCAAGAACUGGAGGGCAUUUUGGGGGCAAAAGUAGGAGAUGACAACUAGAUCCCUUCGCAGUUCUUGGCUGAAUGUGGCCUUGUCCUUUUAGAUUCGGGUGGCUUUUUACAUCCCUGCUGCCCUGCACCCUUCCCUGCCCUCAGAGCAGGGAAGCAGAGCCUCCCCUUCAACUUCCCAGCUCCAACUGCGUCACCUAAUUUAUUUGGUGCUAUAUUGAGUGAUAUUUAUUUGCUGUAUCUAACUCCUUCCCACUCUUACCCUAAAAAUGGGGUUUCCAUAGCCCAGAAUCAGGAGUCAGUGGCUGCUGGUUUCCCACCUUCCCCAGCUCCUCUGCCGAGUACGUUACUGAGUACGGAGAAUCUUUUCCUCUGUCUCAAAAUGGAGCAUUUGAGCUCAGUCUGGGUUUUUUGAGACAGGGUCUCACUCUGUAGUAAGGCUGGCCUUGGGUUCACUCUGUCGCUCAUGCCGGGCUCGAACUCAGGGCAAUCCUCCUGCCUCUGCCUCUCAAGUGCUGGGAUGACAGGCGUGCGCCACCACGCCCAGCUUGGGAUCAGUCUUGACUAACCGUUUCCCUGUGACGUGUUCACAGCUCUUGCUCUGAGAACAAGCAGCAGAGCACAGUGGAGAGGACCUGACCCUCUCCGUUACCCGUUCACCCUUCUAACCCAUCCUCUGCUCAACCUGCUGGGGGGCUGAGGGAUGGAAGGGGUCACCGGCCGUCGGGCUGGAGGAGGGCACCGUGAAGGUCUCUGUUGCACACCCCAACCAGAGCCUGUCUAUGCCUUACUCCAGACUGUGUGUUUAUGUGCGACGUGUAGCACUGAUCUGCAGUGCAGUUUGUGUUUUGUUUCUCAAACAGAAGAAGUAGGCAAGGGAAGCUCAGUAGUCCCGGAAAUAUGCCUCAGUCUCCUGUUUGGAAGUGGUGAGAGGCGAGAUAAGCAGUCUGUAUACCGCCUUUCCUGUGACGGUACUGAGGCGUAGGAGCUGCAGAGAUUAAACGCUGAGCCCUGUGUGUGUUUCAGUAGUUUUAUUUCCCCAGUGAGACUCCCCGGCUCGCCCCUUCUUUCUGCAUCCUGAGACGGAGCCUCCAGGAUCUCUCCAGUCUGCCUAGAGCUGGAGGGCUAGGGUGUCCCUAAGGGCCACUGUGCCCCUUCCGUCCUUAGUGUCCCCGAGGGUCAUGUGCGUUCUGUCCCUUUUGGUUUGUAGGUGAGGGGGCUUCCCAGUUUCAGGAGUCCCUUGUGG